UCACACAGCGAGGAUUAAACGUGGUAUUAAUCCAUGGCAAACAAAAUACCGUGUCUGGGCUGAAUGUUUACCUCCGAAUGAGAGGGAAGGACCUGAACUGCAGUGUGCUGGACCAUGUAACGUGGCAGAGAGGUUGCAAUGGAGGGGACAGUAGUGACGGCAGGACCGGAGAAGCCACAGAAGCGGGUGAGGUUCCGUGUGGCUUCGGGGAACAGUGGCCGGGUCCUGAAGGAGAUGUUCAAAGAUGAGGGGCCCUCAGACUCCCUGGAUUCUGAUUGCACCAGCAGCUCAGAUGCCGAGCGGGCCAGCACCCCUUCUACAGCUGGAGACGUUCAGGGAAACCUGUACGCAUUCCUGGGCUCGGAGUUGGACGACAGCGAGAGUGAGCCUGAUGAGCUGCUCAUGUAUGCCGGAGCCACCAAGGACUGGAUGUUCACCACCAAGAGGGUCAACAUUCUCAGCAAAAACGGGACAGUUCGAGGGGUCAAACACAAAGUCAGCGCAGGUCAGGCGCUCUUUGAGAAUCUUCCUGACGGUGUGCAUUUACCACUCGAGUUUGGACGCAUAGUGAUCUACACCACAAGUUUCCGUGUGGUGAGGACCACUUUUGAGCGCUGCGAGCUGGUCAGGAAGAUCUUCCAAAACCACAGGGUGAAGUUUGUGGAGAAGAACAUCGCCUUGGACAACGAGUACGGGAAAGUUUUGGAGGAGCGGUGCAGACGUGUCGGUGAAGCCCCCUCCCUGCCAGUCGUGUUCAUUGACGGACACUACUUUGGGGGUGCUGAGAAAAUACUUGGCAUGAACGAAUCAGGAGAGCUGCAAGAUCUACUGACAAAAAUCGAGAGGGUUCAGCAUCCCCAGACGUGCCAGACCUGCGGAGGCUUCGCCUUCAUCCCGUGCUCAAUGUGCCAUGGCAGCAAGAUGUCCGUGUUCCGCAACUGCUUUACGGACUCCUUCAAAGCCCUAAAGUGCACUUCCUGCAACGAGAACGGCCUGCAGCCCUGUGCUAGCUGCACCUAGUGAAGACGGUGUGAUGCCUGGACCAAACAUCCCACUUCAGGACAAAAAACAGGAAAUGGACAGCAACACGGCCAGUAAAACACAACACAGCAGGAUUCUUUCUCCAUGGCCAUUAUUAUUGUGAAAACUGGGAUUUCUAAUAAAAUCUGCAAAUUUUCCGAUUGUCUCCGUGUCAGUUGGAUUUCCCUGAAGCAUAUUUGAUUUGUAAAAAAAAAAAAAAAAAAACAUCCACUGAAGGGUUGUGAACUAGUUUGCCCUCUGGGAAACAUAAGCUUGUUAGUCAGGAGGCGUCGUAAUUAACAAAUCUCUUGUCACUAAUCCUAUAUCAGACAUGGUUGAAUAACAGGCACUCGGGACAAACAGUGAAAGUCAAGGGCUCAAUUUUCAGACAGUCGAAGGCAGCAAACUGGAACUUUGCUCACAGGGAAGCACAGAAAUUAAUUCAAACAGUAACAUUAAAAACCCUUCAAAAAGCUACUUGUCAAUGCAAUGCUUAACCAUCAAAAACAAUAUAUGAGCCCUAGAUUUUGUUGAUAUAAUCUCUGUUGCCCAAGUUGUGCUUGGACACACUUGGGCAAUUCAAUUAAAAUAUGAAGCUCAUAUUUCAUACAAAUCCCAGUAUGAAUUUAGUCUUGAUUUAUCACACACAAAAGAAACUUAAUUUAGUCUAAAAUCAUUCUAAUAAUGUUUAGGCUCAAUGUUUGUGUAUUUUAAAUGCCAAAAAUAAGAAUACUUUUAAAAAUAUAUUUUCUCUAACUUGUUUUUUCAGGCCUUGCAAGAUCUUGUGUCUUUGUGAAUGACUGUAGCUCUACUCUCUUGACCUGAAUUCUUGAUCCAGGUAUUAUUUGAAGAUGCGGGAAGAAUGAAUGACAAGCAAAAAUAAAUAAAUAAAAUUUAAAUGCAUUAUGUUUAAUUUUAUUAACUGUUUUAUAUUUUUACUGAACAUAUCAUGCAUAAAAGACAAUCUGUCCCAAAACUAAGAGAAACA
Molecule: messenger RNA, 2008 nt
Organism: Xiphophorus hellerii (green swordtail)
Lineage: Eukaryota; Metazoa; Chordata; Actinopteri; Cyprinodontiformes; Poeciliidae
Gene: grxcr1a
Product: glutaredoxin and cysteine rich domain containing 1 a
Exons: 4
Coding region: 139-1020 (293 amino acids)
Biological process (GO): sensory perception of sound
Source: RefSeq, a predicted model, not a curated record